Racocetra persica is the source of this 1078-nucleotide messenger RNA. NCBI's taxonomy places the organism in Eukaryota, Fungi, Glomeromycota, Glomeromycetes, Diversisporales, Gigasporaceae. The record is from the annotation of a GenBank genome assembly.
CUCUUGGUGGCGCAGUGUCCACCUUGUUCAUGAUUGUCGGAUGCAUUUGCGAGUUCUUCUUUAUCCCUCUGAAUACUGAUAAUCUUUUAAUGUUAUCACGACGUCUAAUUUGUUUAUUUAUUAUUUUGGCUAUUAAUACUGCACCUACAUAUUACAUUGUCAUAAAAGCACGUACUACACAAAUAUCUUUGAUUAUUGGGAUAGUUCAACUUGUCAUUUCAUUAUUGACCACAUUAACUUUUGCAACAAUUCCAAGUGCUAGUUUGUUUGGUAGACCAUCAAAAUGUUCUCAGAAAUAUCAAACAUUUAAGGCAUAUACUGCCAGCUAUCCUAUACUUAAUCGUACCGAUCGUGCAACAUCCAUUGGUCUUUGGUGUUGUGUAUUUAGUUGCAAAAUGAUUGAGUCUUAUUUUUUCUUGGCACUUUCUUUUAAAGAUCCACUUAAAGCAAUGGUAAACAGUAGGGUUUUGGAUUGUGGUGAUAGACUUGUUGAAGAAUAUUUCCCAUCAUCAAGUGAAGCAGAACGUCGAAUUUUAUUUUUUGCACAAAGUUUAUCAACAUCAAUUCCGAAUCCUUUACCGGUACAAAAUAUGCCUACUUUCACCGUGUUAACACCUCAUUAUUCUGAAAAGAUUCUUCUUUCACUUCGUGAAGUUAUUCGUGAAGAAGAUCAUAACACUCGAGUAACAUUAAUUGAAUACUUGAAACAACUUCAUCCAAUUGAAUGGGAUAAUUUUGUUAAAGAUACAAAAUUUUUGGCAGAAGAACGUAACUUAAAGACUAUUCCAAAUCAAUUUGAAAAUGAUUAUUCAAGGGCAAAAAAGAAUAAAAAGUUGGAUGAUUUGCCAUUUUAUUCUGUUGGUUUUAAAUCAUCUGCGCCUGAAUUUACAUUACGUACUCGUAUAUGGGCAUCACUUCGUACACAAACUUUAUAUAGAACAAUUUCUGGAUUUAUGAAUUAUUCAAAGGCGAUUAAGCUUUUAUAUUCAGUUGAAAAUCCCCAAGUUUCUACAAUAUUUAGUAAUAAUCAAGAAAAACUUGAAGAAGAGUUAAAUUCCAUGGCUAAUCGCAAAUUCAA